Messenger RNA from Ceratosolen solmsi marchali, 1231 nucleotides. Its product is annotated as cysteine-rich motor neuron 1 protein-like. Lineage: Eukaryota; Metazoa; Arthropoda; Insecta; Hymenoptera; Agaonidae. The transcript has 6 exons. The record is from RefSeq and is a predicted model, not a curated record. Gene Ontology annotation, cellular component: plasma membrane. The coding region runs from base 1 to 1197 and encodes 398 amino acids. Gene Ontology annotation, molecular function: serine-type endopeptidase inhibitor activity; protein binding.
AUGGCCGUCGCCGUGCGCCGUGCCGGUACCACGCUACUUCUUCUCUUUUGCCUCAUCGGGGUGGAGGGUGCGGGCUGCCCGGAGGAUAGCGUGACGGGCGACGACGGCGAAUGCAAAUGCGUGUCGCCCUGUCCGAAGCACGACUGUCAGCCCGGACAGCAGCCGGUGCAAGUGAACGCGAACGUACCCGAGAAACCCGGCAGCUGCUGCCCACUCUACGAGUGCCGCAAUCAAGCGAUGCUGAGCUGGACGGCCCCGGAGGACGUGGCGAACAAAUGCGUGGACAGCACGGGCCAGGUGCUGGAAAAUGGGGAGCGCCAGCAGCGACUCGACGACCCCUGCACGAGCUGUAUCUGCGAGGCCGGGGUGCUCAACUGCCAGGCGACAAUGUGCCGUAGCUGUCUGCGGCCGCUGCCCCGCCUCCCGGGCGAGUGCUGCCCCAGGUGCCCGGCCCUUCCGGCGCCGCCUAAGCACUGCCGGCCGCUCACCAACUGCGACAAGCGCGACUGCGAGCUCGGCCUCGAGACCGACGAGCGCGGCUGCCUCGUCUGCAGGUGCCGCACCCAGACUCAGCAGAACGAGCCUGAGGAUACAGAGGACGACUGCCCGAAACUGGAUUGCGAGCUGCGCUGCGAGUACGGCUUGACGAGGGACGAAAAUGGCUGCAGCAUCUGCCGUUGCAAGCCCCACCUCGGCUGCCCUCUCGACGUCGUCUGCCAGAGGAAAUGCCCAUACGGAUACAGAACCAACAAGCGCGGCUGUCCGACUUGCCGCUGUCUCGGCAGCUGCCUCGACGAGCGCAACCUCACGCACCCCGAGGGAUCGACCUGGAACGCGGAACCCUGCAGGAGCUGCCUCUGCGAGCCCGGCGGCCUCGUCAGCUGCAACGAGACGGUCUGCAAGGUCGGCUGUAACGAUCCCCUGCCCCCGCUCCCGGGACGAUGCUGCCCUCUCUGCCCGACCCCGGCUGCGGAGGAGUCAAGAGGCUGGGGUACAGUCCCGGUCAUCCUGAUCGCGGUGCUCACCCUCAUCUCCGGCCUGCUGAUGAUACACUUGGUGCGGGGUCGUUUCCGGUCUCGUCUCGCACCCUCGGAGGCCGACUUUGUCGGCUUCCCCCAGCAGUACUACAAGUGCGUCCCGGUCUACGAGAGCCACCUGCCGGUGCUCCAGCACGCGGAGAAGAUCGCACCUCUCUGAGCUCACCCAACCGACACUACGAACUCUCACGCAC